AAAUUGGAGAUAUUAGUAAUUUUCAUCAAAAUUUAACAUCUCAAUUAGAUUCGAUUAUUAAUAUUAAUGAUAUUAAUAAUGCUCCAAAUGAAAACAAUGAUAUCUUAAAUGUGAAAUAUAAAGAACUUUACUCUUUUUCUUGUAAAGAAAUAGUGCAAAUGGAUGAUGCUAAUAAAAACAGUAAAGUAAUGCAAGUAGAUAAUGGUGGUGAUGUUGAAGAUAAAGAUCAUGAGGAAAAUGAAGAAAUAAUGCAAGAAGUUGAAGAUCACAAAGAAAGUGAAGAAAUAAUGCAAAUAGAUAAUUUUAAUAAAAACAGUAAAGUAGUGCAAGUGGAUAAUGGUAGUGAUGUUGAAGGCAAAGGUCAUAAGGAAGGUGAUGUUGAAAGCGAAAGUCAUGAUAAAGGUAAUGAAAAAGGUGAUAAUGAAGAAGAUGAUGAAGGUGGUAAAGAGAGUAAUAAAGUAAGUAAUGAAGAUAAGAAUGAAGAUGAGGAUAAUGAUGAUGAACGAAAUAUUAAGAAGUCAAUUAUAAAUAUUAAAUUUCCUAAAUUUGAAAGAGUUAGUAAAAAGCAAGUUAGCCAAGAUUCUUACUCAUAUCUUGGCUAUUUUGCUAGUUUUCAACCUACUAAAAAAAAGAAAAUAUUAACUAGAAAUAAAUUAAAGGUUUCUAAGCAAUUUUAUGAGUUAUUAGCAUUUGAAAGCGAAUUAACUAUAAUAGCACCUUUUUAUGAUAAAAAUUCAUUUAUUAAAAAAGAUGAUUAUUAUAAAAGUCUUCUUAAUUAUCUAAAGGAACUUUCUAUACUUCGUAAAACUUCAAUAGUCCAAUUUGAUCCUGCUCAGAUUAAUGGUGGAUUAGCUUUGGAAUAUGAAAAUCUUGUAUUAUCAAAUUCAGAUGAUAAUUUAAAUUUACAAGAUCAAAUCAUGCUUUUAAGGC
Molecule: messenger RNA, 930 nt
Organism: Cetraspora pellucida
Lineage: Eukaryota; Fungi; Glomeromycota; Glomeromycetes; Diversisporales; Gigasporaceae
Source: the annotation of a GenBank genome assembly